ACACAUAGUUUGAUUUUGCAAACGUUUUUAUUUUAUAAAAAAUAUCGUUUUAGGCCUGAAAUCUCAUAAUGCAAUUUUUAUCUUUAAGCUUCAUUCUUUCCAUAGUUUUAGCUAUAUAUAUUAUUCACACAAUAUGGACUUUAGCUGAAAUUUUCAUACCACCUGAGUGCGUUCGUGGCGAGAAAUGUUAUUCGUCAUUUUUAAUUUCUAAUCCAGUACAGCAUCUUGUUUUAUUUACUUCUGUGAAACAGUUUCCUCGCAUCGAUGGAUCCACAGCAGAAUCUGUAACGAAAGUUCAUACUUCUUUAAAAAUUGACUAUCGAAACCCGACAACUAUAGAUGUGAAUAUUAAAAUCCCUCGAAAAACUCGCAAUAAUGGCACAUUGUACAUGCAUGCAGUUUUGUUGGAUGAAAGCCGCUUAUAUAAGGAUUUUCGAGAGCUGCAUAAGACUGAGUCGAUGCAUACCUUACCACUAGUGACUUAUGUGGAACCCCAGGCUGCUACAUUUAAUUUGCUCAAUCAUAAUGAGGUUUUAGAGAAACCUGUUCAAAAAAGUAUAAAACCGUACUCACAUAUAACCACAUCAGUUCCUUUGUCAAUUCUGACUGAUAAUUUAAGUCUUCCUGCAAGAAUGCCUCCUGAGCUGCUGCAGUAUUUAAGAGUUCGGAAUGGAAAAUUUCUGCCGAUUAUUGUGCAUAAUGUAUUAAAGUCAAGAAUGUCACAUUUGAAACUGCUGAACAAUAGUAUGUCUGAUGUAAAUAUAACUGUUACUGUAAACCCAACAUCAUAUGGAACAUUACGAUUGGCUCUACAUGUGCGUUUGACAUUGGAAUUGCUGCACGGUCUCGGUUUUAGUGAAAAAGAUGUUGAUGAUGUUAAAGGAAUAUUUGAAGAUACAAAUCUAUAUUUGUUAUCAGCCACUGUGUUAAUAUCCAGUUUUCACUUAUUAUUUGACUUCUUGGCGUUUAAGAACGAUGUGUCGUUCUGGCGCAGUACACGCUCGCUGGCGGGCCUGUCCGCGCGCACGGUGCUGUGGCGAGCUUUCUCACAGCUUGUUAUAUUCUUCUAUCUAAUGGAUGAACAGACGUCUCUCUUAGUUCUCAUUCCUGCCGGUAUUAGUGCUGUUAUAGAGGUGUGGAAGGUGACAAAGGUGCUGCAUUUGCGCGUGUCAGUGGUGCGGUGGGGGGUGCGAGUGUGGCGCGAGGGGGGGGCGGACGCGGCUGAGCGCUGUACUGCGCGCGCCGACGCCGAGGCCAUGAGAUACCUCUCGAUCUUACUCUACCCUCUAUGUAUCGCCGGAGCUCUCUACUCACUAGUAUAUGAACCGCAUAAGAGCUGGUACUCCUGGGCGCUGCACAGUGUUGUGAACGGCGUGUACGCGUUUGGAUUCCUGUUCAUGUUGCCGCAACUGUUCGUCAACUACCGGCUGAGGUCUGUGGCGGCGCUGCCCUGGAGAGCCUUCAUGUACAAGGCCUUCAACACCUUCAUUGAUGACGUGUUCGCCUUCAUCAUCACAAUGCCCACCGCACACCGGGUGGCGUGCUUCAGAGAUGAUCUCGUCUUCCUCGUGUACCUCUAUCAGCGAUGGCUGUAUCCGGUGGACAAGUCGCGUACUGACACCGCUACAAGUAUGACUGACACACCCGAUGAAGAACCACUCAAACAGAAAGAAGAUUAGUGCAUUUAUUUUAAUUUUUUUUAUCGAGGC
This is a messenger RNA of Papilio machaon (common yellow swallowtail), 1709 nucleotides long. RefSeq names its product cleft lip and palate transmembrane protein 1-like protein. The transcript is spliced from 8 exons. The record is from RefSeq and is a predicted model, not a curated record. Bases 69 to 1679 code for a protein of 536 amino acids. NCBI's taxonomy places the organism in Eukaryota, Metazoa, Arthropoda, Insecta, Lepidoptera, Papilionidae. Gene Ontology annotation, cellular component: endomembrane system; membrane.